This is a messenger RNA of Aspergillus homomorphus CBS 101889, 1246 nucleotides long. RefSeq names its product putative NAD binding Rossmann fold oxidoreductase. Bases 94 to 1176 code for a protein of 360 amino acids. Gene Ontology annotation, molecular function: nucleotide binding. The transcript is spliced from 5 exons. The record is from RefSeq and is a predicted model, not a curated record. NCBI's taxonomy places the organism in Eukaryota, Fungi, Ascomycota, Eurotiomycetes, Eurotiales, Aspergillaceae.
UCUCUAGUCUCUGCAAUUAUCUAUCCCCCUUUUUCGUGAACUCCCAGCCCUCUCUCACACAAAACCAUCUUCCCCGCGAUCACUACCCCCACCAUGUCUUCGAAAACCUGGAACGUCGGAAUUGUGGGUUAUGGCCUCAGUGCCAAGGUCUUCCACAUUCCCUUCAUCAAGGAGGUCCCUCAAUUCAAGAUCUACGCCAUUGUGCAGCGCAACCCCAAGCCAGAUGACGAUGCGGAGAAGGACUUCACCGGCAUCAAGUCCUACCGGAGCGCCGAAGAGAUGGUCAAGGACGAGGGCGUCGACCUUGUUGUCAUCACCACUGUUCCUGAGUCGCACUAUGACUUGACCAAGCUGGCGCUUGAGCAUGGAAAGCACGUCCUUGUCGAGAAGCCUUUUACCCCCACCGCCAAGGAGGCGCAAGAACUCGUUGCCCUCGCCAACAAGCAGAACAAGCACCUCGCCGUAUACCAAAACCGUCGCUAUGACGCCGACUUCCAGACCGUAUCCAAGUUGGUGAAGAACGGCUCCCUGGGCCGCGUCGUCGAAUUCGAGACUCACUUCGAUCGCCACCGCCCCGAAGAACCUGCCGCAGACGUCUCGAAAUGGAAGAACAAGGUUGUCCCCGGAGGUAGCGCCAUCUACGACCUGGGCUCCCACCUCUUGGACCAGGCUGUUUACCUCUUCGGCAAGCCGGAGCGGGUGACGGGCUUCCUGGGCUCCCAGCGCGAGGUCAACACUUCCGGAUACGAGGACUCCUUCACCGUCCUGCUUCACUACAAGAACGGUCUUCUGGCCACGGUCAAGGCUGCUGUUGUCAGCCCCGAAGUCGAGCAGCUCCGCUUCUGGGUCCGCGGAGACAAGGGUAGCUUCAGAAAGUUCCAUCUCGACAUCCAGGAAGAGCACAUCAAGGCUGGGUUGAGCGCCGGCGACAACGGAUACGGCCGCGAGCCCAGUGAGAGAUAUGGCACCCUUACCACCAUCCAGGAUGGCAAGCCGGUCAGAGAGGUCUUCCCCACGGUUGAACCCCCAACCUGGACUGAGUAUUACCGAAAGCUGGCACGGGCGCUUGCGGGUGAGUCCGAACUCCCGGCCAGCGGAGCGGAGGCUAGCGAGAUCAUCCGUUUGAUUGAGUUGGCCCAGGAGAGUUCCAAGCAGGGCAAGACCUUGGACUUCUAAAGGGUGAGCAGUGUAAAUAUGUAGAUAGAGACUUAUGAAGCUAAUGAUAGGAUGAGAAUCAUACUUGGUG